Molecule: messenger RNA, 2011 nt
Organism: Oncorhynchus keta (chum salmon)
Lineage: Eukaryota; Metazoa; Chordata; Actinopteri; Salmoniformes; Salmonidae
Product: SH3 domain-binding glutamic acid-rich-like protein 3
Exons: 3
Coding region: 125-403 (92 amino acids)
Cellular component (GO): cytoplasm
Source: RefSeq, a predicted model, not a curated record
GGCCCUUUAAACCACACAGCAAAUAGAGGCUUUUCAGCCGCGGGAGGCGAUUGAUCGUAGUCUUCGGCAGGAAAGCUAUUCGAGGUUCGUGUGACAACACAAAGGGAUAUCGAGAAUCGCAACCAUGGGCGUCAAAUUGUAUUAUACCACCGUUACUGCAUCCAGAGAGGUGAAGUCUCAGCAGGCGGAGGUGAUGAGGAUACUGGAGAGUAAGAGCAUCCAGUACGAGCUGAUUGACAUCUCAGUGGGCGGGGAGGUCAGGGACGAGAUGAGAAGCAAGGCAGGGAACCCCACGGCUGUCCCGCCACAGAUCUUCAAUGAGGACCAGUACUGUGGGAACUAUGAGAUGUUUUCGGACGCAGUGGAGGAGGACAAAGUGGAACAGUUUCUGAAGAUGGCGUGAUGAGGAAGAGUCGUGUCCCCCCCCAGGAGGCUCCUUGACUAGCCUUCUGCCGCACUGGCGGUGCCCGCUCUCUUUCUCAAUGCCAUGAAUGCCAAAUACAACCAACCAAUCACAAGGCACACACACUCCUUCCCACCCCGCGGGACUCUUACCUAACCACUGUUGAAAUGAUUGUGUAUGUUUUAUACAGCACUUAUUAUGUUCUCCCAAUUUCUUUCGUCACUGUUUCCCUUUGUGGUCAAGAUCUGGGUUCAAAAUACUUUCAAAUCAUGUUAAAUGCUUAAGUGGUACUUUUUUGAAGUUUUCCUGUAGCAAUUGAACCAAAUAGAAAUGUCCAAAAAAGGCAAACCCCACCCACCUGGCACUCCAUGCAGACUAAAGCAAAUGCUUAAAUAUAUUUGUAUUUGGAAUAGUAUUUGAACCCAGGCCUGCUUGAUCCGAUGUGUUCAUGUCACUAAUCAUUCUGAGUCUGGUUUGUGGGAUCAAUGGAGCUGCCUAAUCUAGAUGUGUGGUGUCAAAGGUCCAUUGUGGAGAGUUGAGGAAUAUGGUAAAAACAGACAGCAUUUCAUAGUGUUAAACUUGGUGCCAAUAAAUAUGUGAGAAUGUGCUUUACAGCUGGAUAUAGUGUUACUUUACACUAUGUUACUGCAUUCCAAAGACUGCUGUAUUUUUUUAAGAGACCACUUGUGUUUGCUGGGAAUUACCUGAUCGUCAAUCAUUGGUCUUGCAUAGACAUAAAAUAGACAUAUUUAUAGGACGUUGUCGCAAAAAUACGUAACACUGUUACUGGUACUACAGCUGUACAUCCUUACUGUAAGAGAACUGAGUUUGAGUAUUAUAAUCCCCUGAAUUUAUAAUCCCCAAUGACUGUUUAGGACUUGUUACUGUUCUAUCUGUGGUAAUGUGUAAUUCAAUCUCGAACCAGCUUGAAGAUGCAGUAAAGACAACUAUGCACAUUAAACUCUGCCUCACAUUCCCACUGUUUUACUGACCUUUGGCUCCUGAGUGGAUAAAGAAAGUGUUUCAGAUUGAACUGACACAAUCUCAUCCUUAGAAAAACUAACUCACCACAUGGGGAAAGUUGAAGGCCUUACUUUUAGUGCCUCAAGUGUCUACUCCUCUUUCUUCCGACUGGUUUCUCUUCCGUGGGAUGUUGUAAAAAACUGUGCUGUUUCAUGUGUAGAGUCCCACAUCUUUUACCCAGUAUUUCAUCCUCGUUUAGAGCAUCCCUAUCAUUAUAACUCCUGGUUCCACACAUAGGAACCUUGAUUUUCAUCUUUCACAAAGUCUGGCAACGCACCACCACACGCAUAGUAUAUCUGGGUAUGUAGGUGUGGGACCUCUAUUCUGUAAUGGCAGCCUUCACAGACAAUGUUUGUCAUUUGAUGGUGGUUGAUGUGUUAUUGGUCAAUGAUGUGUAGCUAUUCUCUAUCAACUAUAUGUUCAGCAUUCCAUGUCUCUCUUCGAACUAUUGCUUUGCUUUUGGACCAAAGCCCCUUUGGCCAAAAUAAAUUAAAUAUAGGGAAUGAGAUGCUGUUGUCUUCCUAGAAGAUUGGGAAAAAGGGUCAAAUAAGUAUUAUGGUUCAAAUAAAAAGGAAUUAUGGCUAA